Molecule: messenger RNA, 1094 nt
Organism: Fragaria vesca subsp. vesca
Lineage: Eukaryota; Viridiplantae; Streptophyta; Magnoliopsida; Rosales; Rosaceae
Product: ethylene-responsive transcription factor 1B-like
Exons: 1
Coding region: 58-858 (266 amino acids)
Biological process (GO): regulation of DNA-templated transcription; ethylene-activated signaling pathway
Molecular function (GO): DNA-binding transcription factor activity; DNA binding
Source: RefSeq, a predicted model, not a curated record
AAACAAAUCAUAUCAAGAAUAACGUACCCACAAAUAUUUCUUAGCAUACACACACAAAUGGAAAUGGAGUCCUACUCUAUCUUGCAAUUCUCAAACCCUUCUCAAUUCUCACCUGAAUCCUCCUUCGGUAAUUCGUCGCUGGAUUCUUUCUCAUGGGACGACGCUUUACUCGACACUUUCAACAACGAUAUGUUGAACUUUCCACCGUUUAACACAAAUGAUCAGCCCCAGGAUGUGUUGCUGCUCGAUGCUGUGGCUAAAGAACCAGCAAUGGUGGAAGAAGAGACGAACUGGUUCGGUGGAGCUGUAAAGGAAGAGGAGGUCACUUCCGAUUCGAUUACCUUCGAAGGGUUCGAAGAGAAACCCCGAAAAGAGAAGUCGUACAGAGGCGUCAGGAGGAGGCCUUGGGGGAAAUACGCAGCUGAAAUAAGGGACUCGACGAGGCAUGGCGUCAGGGUUUGGCUUGGAACGUUCGACAGUCCCGAGGCAGCUGCUUUGGCUUAUGACCAAGCUGCAUUUGCACUGAGAGGUCCUUUGGCUGUGCUCAAUUUUCCGGUUGAAGUUGUGAGGGAGUCACUUCAAGAAAUCAAGUGUAAAUACGACGUGGGGUGCUCGCCGGUGGUGGCACUCAAGAGGAGGCACUCGAUGAGAAGGAAGUCUGCGUGCAAAAAGAAUAGUAAUAACAAAGAGCAAGAAAAAGGCAAGAGCUCCAUUUCUUUCAAUAUAGCAAAGAAGAGAACAACACAAGAGAACAUCACAGCAGAAUCGAAUGUGGUGGUAUUAGAGGAUUUGGGUGCUGAAUACUUGGAGGAACUAUUGUACCAAAGCUCAUGUGAAAGUGCUAGUUUUUCUUGCUAAUUUUUUUGUUUAGGUAACUAGCUACCACUUCUUUUUCACUUUUUGGUUGAUUUGACCUUGUUCUUUUAUCUCUUUUUUUUUUCCGACAUUUUGGAUCAAGAUCCUAGUUAAGAUCCGAGGGCGUCAUCUAGGGCCUACUAAAUUCUAUUACUUAAUCGCGCCUUAUUCCUCUUUGUAAAGUUGAAAAUGAUGGAAUGUAAUUAAACAUAUGCAUCACUUCUCUUCUUUGCCUCUCG